CACAGCCAACAUUUCCGAUGUGCCCUGAAGGCAUCACCGAAUAAUGGGCGUGUUUCUCUUCGCCAACAUGUCGGCAUAGGAGUUUCUAUCAAAACUUUACAGUUAAUAUUUAGUAAGUUUAGACGUCUCGCAGUUAGCAGUUGGAGGAAUAUGGUGUGUAAGCGUAGCAUAGACUUAGUUAAGCCUUUUCAGAAUGGUUUAUUUUGUAAGUUUAUAGUCCUAGUGGUUUUUAUCGGCAUAAACUUCACGGUGUCUGACAGUGAAUGGAUCGCUCCAGAGAGAUGUCUCAUCUGGGGUCCAGGGCUGAACCCCGACACAGUUUUACCAGUCCGCUACUUCUUUAUUCAGGCUGUCAAUUCAAAGGGAGAAAACCUGACUUUAUCUCCAGGUAAAGACACAUUUAGAGUUAAGAUGAGUCCGCUGGACAAGAAGGAGCACAUCCGUAUCCACGUCCCUCCACCUCUGGACAGAGGAGACGGGUCCUUCCUGGUGAGGUACCGGCUCUACGGCACUGUGCUGAAGGGCCUGCAAGUUGAAGUCCUCCACCAAGAUGCUGCUGUUGCCCAUUCGCCCUACACCAUCCCAGGUCCAGUGUAUCAUGAAUACUGCGACUGUCCAGAACUUGAUGCUUCCGUCUGGAAGAGCAUCAUGCAGUGUCCCGCUGAGGAGCCUCAGAUUCUGGCGGACUUUAAAUCUUUUCCAACGGUCGACCUGCAGCGUCUCAGACAGGAAGUGCCUCACAGAUUCGCCAACAGGGGAGGUCUCAUUCACUACGCCAUCAUCAACAACCAGCUGUACCGCCGCACUCUGGGAAAAUACACAGACUUCAAGAUGUUCUCUGAUGAAAUGCUGCUCUCUCUAACAAGAAAGGUGAGGGUGCCUGAUGUGGAGUUUUACAUCAAUGUUGGCGACUGGCCAUUAGAGACAAGGAGGGCAGAUGCGGUUCCAGUCUUUUCAUGGUGUGGCUCUACAGACACGCGGGACAUUGUCCUCCCCACUUACGAGGUCACACACUCCACCCUGGAGACCAUGAGAGGUGUCACCAAUGACCUGCUGUCUGUCCAGGGAAACACAGGGCCUCAGUGGAUGAACAAAACAGAUCGAGCGUUUUUCCGUGGCCGGGACAGUCGAGAGGAGCGUCUUCACCUGGUCUCUCUGUCCAAGGAAAACCCAGAGCUGCUGGACGCAGGCAUCACAGGAUGGUUCUUCUUCAGAGACAGAGAGAAACAUGUAGGCAAAGCACCGCUUGUUGGAUUCUUUGACUUCUUCAAGUACAAGUACCAGGUGAACGUGGAUGGAACAGUGGCAGCGUAUCGGUUUCCUUACCUGAUGCUCGGGAACAGUCUGGUUCUGAAGCAGGACUCACAGUAUUAUGAAUAUUUCUACAGCCAUCUUAAAGCAGGCACUCACUAUGUUUCCGUGAAGAGAAACCUUUCGGACCUUUUGGAGAAAAUCAAAUGGGCCAAAGAGAAUGACGCUGAAGCACAGGAGAUUGCCAGAGCGGGCCAGACAGUGGCCAGAGAGCUGCUGCAGCCCAGCAGACUGUACUGUUACUACUACAGAGUGCUGCACAUGUACUCAGAACGGCAGGCAGGACAGCCAACACGGCAUGCAGACAUGGAGCUAGUGUCUCAGCCAGACGACCACACCGCUGUGUGUACAUGUGAGCGUAAAAACCGCAAAGAAGAAACCAACAUAAAGGAUGAACUAUGACGCAAUCUGUCUUUGGUUAUUGUAAUUUUUUCUCUGAAACAUUCCUGACAUAUAAAGAGUGAAGAUAAUUGAAUGUUCCUGAUGCUCACAAGAAAAUGUGAAUUUCACACUUUACAAUUAAGCAUUACAACUCUAAUUGCUUUUACAGUAAAGGAAGACACUUCAAGAUGAGGCCGCAGGACAUUGUUCUCAAAAUAUAAUGCCAGUCUUAGUUUUUGUGGGGGGGUUUUGUACCUUUGUAAAGCUGGGGUUAGUAUGGCAAGAAACUGAGGAUUUAAUUAUUGUUUUGUAAACAUGCUUUUGCAUUGGAUAUUUGUAUACAGUAUUAUCUUAAAAUAAAUACAUCUAAAAUAAA
Molecule: messenger RNA, 2068 nt
Organism: Siniperca chuatsi (mandarin fish)
Lineage: Eukaryota; Metazoa; Chordata; Actinopteri; Centrarchiformes; Sinipercidae
Gene: poglut3
Product: protein O-glucosyltransferase 3
Exons: 6
Coding region: 151-1713 (520 amino acids)
Cellular component (GO): endomembrane system
Molecular function (GO): glucosyltransferase activity; protein binding
Source: RefSeq, a predicted model, not a curated record